CUCCCCUGGCAAGAGUCCGCGCCUCACAGUUUGGAAACCGCUGUUAUAAUGGAUCAUUUUAUAGAAUGUGGGCGUUUAAGUCCACUGUCUUCAGCAAUUGUUCAAUUAUAUGUUUUGACAGCUUAUGUUGUCAUGAUAAUGGUAGUUAAGAAAAUAUGAGAUGACGACAUGUUUGGGGUAGGUCGGGCUGUGCGACGCUGCGGCGAGGCGGUACGAGAAGGGAUGUGAAUGAAGGGCGAAGGGUGAUGGGAAAGGAGAGCGAGAGAGAGUAUCGUUGUAAAUUUCUGUACCCGCACUCCGGCACACGAUCGGCUGUAGUUCGCAUGCAUUUCAGGAAUUAUCGAUCGGAAUCGCGCAUACACACAUCUGCACACAAAAAACGCGAAUCUCGUCGUUUGCCGCCGUCCUCUUCCUUCACCGUUUAUCGCGGAGCGAAGAAAUAACAUCCGUAGCCUCAGAUGGACGAAGAAACGUGUCGAAAUGGAUACGCGCAUCCCGGCAGCACGUUGUGAUUCGUUCCGUGUGUUCGUCGUCCUUCCCGUGUCUCGUCCUGCUGUGCUGCUGCAACAACAACAGCAGCAGCAAGCCCUUUCGAGCGACGGUGGCGACGGCUGUGUUCCACCUGAAGCACCAAAAGAGAAACGGAAGAUUCUAACAGCUGCAGCAACAUCAUCAACAUCAUCAUCGACGAAUUACGUGAGAAAUGGACGGAUAGUGAGGCACGCUUACACAGCCGAGGAGAAGACAGACGCUGUAGCGAGGGUUCUAGCAGGAGCGACGAUACCGUCGGUGGCGAAGGACACGCGCAUCCCUGCGAGCACUAUACGAGGAUGGAUGAAGAACUCGUGCAAGUUUGUGCAGCUGGGAGACACGUGGACGUGCAUGGGCGAUCCGGUGGACAUCUGCAUGCACAAGUGGUUCCUGCAGAGGUGCGGACUCGGUUUGUCCAUCAGCAAUAUGGAUCUGCGGGAGCAGGCGCAACGCUUCAGAUACGCUCUCAACGAUAAAGGACCUGACAUCAAUUGCGGAUGGGUGACCAGAUGGAAGAUGAAGAAUUCGGUUCGCGAUUGCGGAGACGCCCUCGUCAUCGAGAUGGGCGAUGAUCAGUGCUGCGAGUUUGUUUGGGCCUUAGACCAAUACACCGAUGAGCAGAUCUACAACUGCAACGAGACGAUCCUCUACUACAAACUCUUGCCAAGCAACGAUCAAGAUCUACAGACUAUAGUAAAGACACAAUCGAUGAACGAAUCCAAGGUAACAUUGCUCUUCUGCGUCAACAAAUCGGGCAACCAUAAGCUGAAGCCACUCUGCAUCGGAAAUACUUCGACAUCCCAGAACGAUGAACACAUGAUUUAUAAAAGAAACGUCAAUAGUUGGAUCGACCGGGACAUAUUCUCCUCUUGGUUCAAACAGUUCUUCGUACCAGCAGUCAGGGACCACCUCACCUCCAACAAUCUUCAACCCAAAGCCCUUCUCAUCCUCGACAACUGUUCGGCUCAUCAAACCGUCCUCGCAUCCGAAGACGGUCUCAUCCAAACGAAAUUCUUCAUCAAAUCCCUUCCAUCCACCUACCAACCAAUCGAACAAGGUUUAAUGCAAACAGUGAAAAAGAACUACCGAACGGAACUGCUCCAAUCUCUAAUCGAUUCCGAUCUACCCUCAACCAACUUCUUGGACCAUUUCAACUACCGGAAUUUCGCUUCGCUCUUAAUCCACGUUUGGGAGAAGAUCUCUCGAGAUCAAAUCGUCGCAUGCUGGGAUAACUGCUUCCUCUUCAAUUUCAAAGGACAAUUCGCGGAGCAACCAAAGCUCACCGCACCUCUGAACAUCAACAUCGACCAUCUACGAACCAAGCUCAAACAACCAGAGCUCACGCAAGAAAUUCUUGAGACUUGGAGCGUCAUCGAGAAGGACGCGUUGAAAUGCCAAUCGUUGACGGAUCAGGAAAUCAUCGAGAGCAUCGUCGAGGAGCAAAAUGAACCGCCGGAGAAGAGGAUGAAGACGACCGUGGCCGAGAACAGACCUAUAAUCUGUCCGAACGUUCGACCCGUCGAUUGGCGCAAACGUCCAGACAGCGCAAUCCAAUCCUACUACGAGCGUAUAGUCGAUGACCUCGAAUUGGACUUGAACCAUAACGAUGAUGAUGAUGAAGAAGAAGUCGAUGACUUUCUAAAAGAAAAUAAUUAAAAUCGCACCAUCCUAAUUUUGUCAACAUUUCAUCAAAAAAAAAAUAUUUACUACUUAUUAGUAAACAUGUCAUUUCAAAGUCUAAGAUAAUUUUAAUUAUUCGACGUUUUACAAUUAUCAUAUCAAACCUUAAAUCAAGACAAUUAAUGUAAUGUAAAAAAAAAUGUAAAGAAAAAAUAGUUAAUGCAAUGUAUAUAAUCGUAUGUUAAAAGUUAUCUAUUAUCUAAUAAACUAAUUUUUCUAUUUA
This is a messenger RNA of Nicrophorus vespilloides, 2434 nucleotides long. Its product is annotated as jerky protein homolog-like. Lineage: Eukaryota; Metazoa; Arthropoda; Insecta; Coleoptera; Silphidae. Gene Ontology annotation, molecular function: DNA binding. Gene Ontology annotation, cellular component: nucleus. Bases 481 to 2187 code for a protein of 568 amino acids. The transcript has a single exon. The record is from RefSeq and is a predicted model, not a curated record.